AUGGAGCUUAAUAAUCUAGAGGGAGUAAACUUAAACGUGGAAAAAGAUGGGCUGAAAAAUUAUGGUCAAGUGCUUGCAACUGCAUGUGAAACUACUGCUACGUGUUAUAAUAACUAUUACAUUGAGAAUUUUCAGAACAUUAUCUGCAACUACUUCAUUUAUAUGAUUUGUAAAGAAUUUCCUGAUGUUAAAAAAUCUGUCAUAAGGAAACUUGUCUAUGAACAUGUUUUAAAUCAAGUACUAUCAUCUGAUCCUGUUGCCGUUCUAAAUGAUGAUAUCCUCCCACCAUUAAGCCAAGAAACAAAAAAUGGUUUACAGGCAUUUAUAAACCCUUUAAUUGUGGAGCUCAAGAACCGCUUGCCAUCGUUCACAAUUACAAAGGCAACUCAGAAUACUGCUCCUUUUGGUAUUUCACCGGCAUUAAGACACAUUCUAUCCAAGUAUAAAUCAAUAAUUGCGGAAAAAUCUACUUUACAGAGGCGUGACUCAGAACCAGGAAAACCUCAAGAUACGGUUCAAUCUGGUGAAAAAAGGAAGAAAGAUGAUAAAGCAAAGCAUUUUGUACUGCCAAGAAUAUUUAUCCUGUUUCCCAAUCCAGGUUUGCAGUGGCGCUUUAUCAAAAUCGAUAGUCAAAACGUCACUGGUAUAUUCCCUGGCUCAAAGUUAAAGAAAGAAAAGGACGAGACUUUAUUUAGCUUCACACAAAGGUAUUUUUAUGAUUGUUUUAACUUUGCCAAGCUAAAAAUUAGAAGCAUUGCCCUAGAACUCAAUGACUUUAACACUGAAGAGGUAAAUACUUAUUUUAGGCCAUGUACAGUUAAUCCCGGAAGGAAGGUUGUGUUUGUAUCCUACCAUGGAGAAAAUGAUGUGAGACGUCUUUCUUCAAAAGAAUACUACAAUAUGGGCGGUGUUACGCAAAGACAUAAACAGGAGCAAGAACUCAAGAAAAGCUUAGGUAUUGAUCAAAUUGAGACCAAUAUCCCCUCACCUAAAACCACGUCUCAUGAUACCUAUAUACUGUACAUUACGUAUAUUCUCCAACAUAUUGAUACACUUUUUAAUUUCUACGGGUUUAGAACUACCAAUAGUAGAUGGUGUAAUUAUAUCGCAUCACAAAAGAGUAUAGAGGACGCCGUUAAUAUCCUUUUAAAUGGAUCUACAAAGUACAACAAGAAAAGAAGGAAAAAUAAGAAGAAGAAGAACAUAAAGAGAGAUUCGAAGAAGGGGAUCGUAAUAAAAUGCCUUUAA
Messenger RNA from Mucor mucedo, 1248 nucleotides. RefSeq lists its product as uncharacterized. Lineage: Eukaryota; Fungi; Mucoromycota; Mucoromycetes; Mucorales; Mucoraceae. The coding region runs from base 1 to 1248 and encodes 415 amino acids. The transcript is spliced from 4 exons. The record is from RefSeq and is a predicted model, not a curated record.